This is a messenger RNA of Syzygium oleosum, 1774 nucleotides long. RefSeq lists its product as uncharacterized. The record is from RefSeq and is a predicted model, not a curated record. Bases 334 to 1536 code for a protein of 400 amino acids. Gene Ontology annotation, molecular function: zinc ion binding; nucleic acid binding; 3'-5'-RNA exonuclease activity. The transcript is spliced from 4 exons. Gene Ontology annotation, biological process: exonucleolytic trimming to generate mature 3'-end of 5.8S rRNA from tricistronic rRNA transcript (SSU-rRNA, 5.8S rRNA, LSU-rRNA). Lineage: Eukaryota; Viridiplantae; Streptophyta; Magnoliopsida; Myrtales; Myrtaceae.
CUUUCCUCUCUCGUGACACUAAAGUAGCUCCUUCGCCUAUUCUCUGCGGAGUGCGUCGCUACUUCUGCGCAUCCACGAUGUAAUCGACAAACUAUAUAAGACCCACUUCCUCUCUCGCGUUCCCUCGCCUUUUCCAUCCUCGAACCGCAGUCGCGCCGGGUGAAAGUUCGAAGCUUUCGUGCGUUGAUCAUCGGUGGUAUUGGCGUGCGAGCAACAGAGAACAGAGCGAAUUGAGCAGAGGGUGCUUGAUCUGCGCGUGCAGGUCGGGACAUACUUCGGAGGAAGAUCGAAUGUAUUUGGUGGCGGAUCACGGCAAUCAAGCACGAGACCGCGAUGGACUUUGAUCACAGAGAAGAUACUCAAAGGAAUUUCGUGGCAUCAUCUGGACGUUUUUCAAGCAAUGGAUUCCUUUACAACCUUCAGGAAAAUAGCAACACACACUCCGGGGUAACCAAGCUUAAGGAUGGAAUUAGAGGUCAGUCCGAUGGAGAUGUCGCAAAGAAAGUUUUGUCAAUUAGCAGAAGUGAACAUCCCAAUGGACCUAAUUAUCCUUACUACUAUGGCUGGCGGUAUCCCGAGUCUCAUCAGAUGCAGCCGCACCAAAUGAAUUCUUCUAAGGGUCAAUUUUGCUUUUUCCAUGGGGGGAAUGGCUUUCAUGGUUGUCCACCAGAUACGCUCUCUCAACGUUACCUCCCUGAGUACCAGUUCCAAGACUUUCAGUAUUUUGUGGUCAUAGACUUCGAGGCAACCUGUGACAAGGAAAAGAAUCCCCAUCCUCAAGAGAUAAUUGAAUUCCCAUCUGUUAUAGUGAGUAGCAUGACUGGCAAAUUGGAAGCAUGCUUCCAAACCUAUGUUCGACCAACAUGCAAUCAGCAUCUGAGUGAUUUUUGCAAAGAUUUGACUGGUAUCCAGCAAUCUCAGGUGGAUCGAGGUGUUACCCUGAGUGAGGCUCUUCUUAGUCAUGACAAAUGGCUUGAGAAGAAGGGCAUAAAGAACACAAAUUUCGCUGUUGUUACCUGGUCCAAUUGGGAUUGCCGCGUGAUGUUGGAAUCUGAGUGUCGGUAUAAGAAAAUUCGAAAGCCUUCUUAUUUCAACAGAUGGAUUAACCUAAAAGUCCCGUUCCAUGAAGUUUUCGGAGGUCUAAGAUGUAAUCUUAGGGAGGCAGUUGAGAUGGCUGGCUUGACCUGGCAUGGGCGUGCUCAUUGUGGUUUAGAUGAUGCCCAAAACACAGCUCGCUUGCUUAUCGUACUUUUGCACAGGGGAAUCAGAUUUUCCAUCACCAACUCGCUGACAUUGUAUGACAAUGACCGUACUCUGAUAUCGCAGCACUCGAUGCCUCCCCAUCAGCCACACACAAAGAAGGAUCUGCGGGAACCUCAAUCACAGUAUCAUCCUUGUUGUUUCUGUGGAAUCAAGAGCGGCCUAGGCUUUUUUCGGAACCCAAGUACAAGGCAAGGGAGCUUCUUCUUUUGGUGUGCAAAUUGGGCUGCUGCGAGACGUUACGGAUGCUGUUAUUUUCAAUGGGUGGCUUCUUGACUGGAUGUAACUUUCCUGAUUGACAUCUUCGGCUUUCUUAGGUGCUCCGUAUUACAUUAGGUAGGAACUGCAUUGGGAGCUUCCAUUUAAAAUAGUUGAAUGACUUUAUGUUAGUUUUUUAACUUGAUUGAAAGCAAAACAAAUCUAGUUCGGGAGCACACUGCGGUUGUAAGAUUACGAUACUGAUACAUAGGAAAACUGUGAUCUAUCGUUGAAGAACUCCCAUCUGUAAAGCUGA